UCUGGGCACUGCAGCAGCCCCUUCUGUCCCAGCUCUAGCCUGGGACAAAGUGGUGUGCUCCGCAGACAGAAUCUCUUAACCUUUCUUCAUUCUCUGAUCGCUCUGUGUGCUCUUCCGUUUUCUUUUUUUCUUUCCUUUUUUUUUUUUUCCUUUUUAAUUAUAUUCCUAAUCCUGGAUGAAGUUGCUGGAUUCUGCAGCACAAGUCUUCAUGAACAAGCAGCCCCGCUCAGAGAUUUCACGGCAUUCAAAGGUCACAGAACUGCCACUAUGGUUAAAUGUCUUGUUUAAUGGUUGAGAGGUGUGGCGAAAUCUUGUUUGAGAACCCUGAUCAGAGUGCCAAAUGUGUUUGCAUGCUAGGAGAUGUACGACUAAGGGGUCAGACAGGGGUUCCUGCUGAACGCCGCGGCUCCUACCCAUUCAUUGACUUCCGCCUACUUAACAAUACAACAUACUCAGGGGAAAUUGGCACCAAGAAAAAGGUGAAGAGACUGUUAAGCUUUCAGAGAUACUUCCAUGCAUCGAGGCUGCUCCGUGGAAUCGUACCCCAAGCCCCUCUCCACCUGCUGGAUGAAGACUACCUGGGACAAGCGAGGCAUAUGCUCUCCAAAGUGGGAAUGUGGGAUUUUGACAUUUUCCUGUUUGAUCGCUUGACAAAUGGAAACAGCUUGGUAACACUGCUGUGCCACCUCUUCAAUGCACAUGGGCUCAUUCACCACUUCAAGUUAGACAUGGUGACCUUACACAGAUUUUUAGUCAUGGUUCAAGAAGAUUACCACAGUCAAAACCCAUAUCACAACGCUGUCCAUGCAGCAGACGUCACCCAGGCCAUGCACUGCUACUUAAAGGAGCCAAAGCUUGCCAGCUUCCUCACACCUCUGGACAUCAUGCUGGGACUACUGGCUGCAGCAGCACACGAUGUUGACCACCCUGGAGUGAACCAGCCAUUUUUGAUCAAAACUAACCACCACCUUGCCAAUUUAUAUCAGAAUAUGUCUGUGCUGGAGAAUCAUCACUGGCGAUCUACCAUUGGCAUGCUUCGAGAGUCAAGGCUUCUCGCUCACUUGCCAAAGGAAAUGACACAGGAUAUUGAGCAGCAGCUGGGCUCCUUGAUCUUAGCAACAGACAUCAACAGGCAGAAUGAAUUUUUGACCAGAUUGAAAGCUCACCUCCACAAUAAAGAUUUAAGACUGGAGGAUUCGCAUGACAGGCACUUUAUGCUUCAGAUUGCCUUGAAGUGUGCCGACAUCUGCAAUCCUUGUAGAAUCUGGGAGAUGAGCAAGCAGUGGAGUGAAAGAGUGUGUGAAGAAUUCUACCGGCAAGGUGAUCUUGAGCAGAAAUUUGAACUGGAAAUCAGUCCUCUUUGUAAUCAGCAGAAAGACUCAAUCCCUAGUAUACAAAUUGGUUUCAUGACCUACAUCGUGGAGCCCCUGUUCCAGGAAUGGGCCCGUUUUACUGGAAACAGCCCCCUGUCUGAGAACAUGCUGAGCCAUCUCGCGCACAACAAGGCCCAGUGGAAGAGCCUGUUGCACAAGCAGCCGAGGAGCAGCAGUGGAGGCCCCGAGCACGUAGGCGCGGGCACGGAGAAGGAGGCACAGACGGGGACUGCGGCCGAGGCCCAAAAGCCACCCUCCUCCUCUUUACUGGCCUCGCCCAUUUCCAACUGUACAGAAGCCAUCUGUCACCUCAGCGUUCGCUGCCGAAACGAGCAACUCCAUUCAGUAACGUGGGAGCUUGAUGCCAGGGGCAGGCUGCCACCCAAGGAGAAGAAUGAGGUGCUCCUGCCGUGUCCCCCACAGACCCUGGUCACACACACCCGGUGA
This is a messenger RNA of Elephantulus edwardii (Cape elephant shrew), 1820 nucleotides long. It is a transcript of the gene PDE7B, whose product is annotated as phosphodiesterase 7B. Gene Ontology annotation, molecular function: 3',5'-cyclic-AMP phosphodiesterase activity. The transcript is spliced from 14 exons. The record is from RefSeq and is a predicted model, not a curated record. The coding region runs from base 276 to 1820 and encodes 514 amino acids. Lineage: Eukaryota; Metazoa; Chordata; Mammalia; Macroscelidea; Macroscelididae.